Molecule: messenger RNA, 516 nt
Organism: Arachis stenosperma
Lineage: Eukaryota; Viridiplantae; Streptophyta; Magnoliopsida; Fabales; Fabaceae
Exons: 1
Coding region: 1-516 (171 amino acids)
Molecular function (GO): zinc ion binding; nucleic acid binding
Source: RefSeq, a predicted model, not a curated record
AUGAGGGCAAUUGAGCGUAACUUGAAGGAUGCGAGGUGCUUCACUGUGACUGUUUUUGAUAGGCAUAUACUUGAUUACACGGUGGCUGAGACUACCCCCACAGGCAGAUUCUCGCUUGGUUGCUACCGGGUUUCCCUAAGGGAUCGUACUUGUGACUGUGGUAACUUCCAGGCACUGCACUACCCGUGUUGCCAUGCCAUCGCAUGCUGUGCGCAGUCACGGCUAGAUUGGGCAACAUAUGUUGAUGAAGUUUACAGCAUAUCUGAGGUGUUUAUGGUGUAUCAGAUGUCUUUUGCACCAUGUAUACCAGAGGGGCUUUGGCCCCCAUAUGACGGUCCGAUCGUUAUACCCGACCCAAAUAUGAGAAGAGCAAGAGAAGGACGACCUCGGUCCACCCGCAUCCGAAACACCAUGGACGAAGCUGACACCAGCCGACCGAAGCGUUGUGGGUUGUGCAGGCAGCCCGGUCACACCCGAAGGGGUUGCCCUCAGCGAGGUUCUAGUAGCGGCAUCUAG